Aspergillus affinis is the source of this 1455-nucleotide messenger RNA. RefSeq names its product phosphatidylinositol N-acetylglucosaminyltransferase (gene pigc). The record is from RefSeq and is a predicted model, not a curated record. NCBI's taxonomy places the organism in Eukaryota, Fungi, Ascomycota, Eurotiomycetes, Eurotiales, Aspergillaceae. Gene Ontology annotation, cellular component: glycosylphosphatidylinositol-N-acetylglucosaminyltransferase (GPI-GnT) complex; membrane. Gene Ontology annotation, biological process: GPI anchor biosynthetic process. The transcript is spliced from 2 exons. The coding region runs from base 1 to 1455 and encodes 484 amino acids.
AUGCCUCCAUUGCCCGACUCGCCUCCGCCCCUCCCCCCGCCCGUCCCAGUCGAAACCCAUCCCUACCGAGUCGUCGGUCAGUCUCCCGCGCAGCAGCGCGCCCUGCCCGACCCGACCCGCCUGGCCCCUGAAGACGCCUACUUCUCGCUGUCGCUGACACGCACGCGAUCGGCCGACGGGACCGGCACCGGCGACUACGAUGACUCGGUCGGCGUGUUGAACGGCGGCGCCGCGUCCGUGGCGGCUUUGCGACCGCCGCUGACAAAGGAUUCCCGUAAAGUGCGAGGGACCAGCAGACGCCGACGGAAGGGGGCGUGGAAGAAGCUUCUCUGGGUGAAGCAGUCUUAUCCUGAUAAUUACACCGACACCGAAACCUUCCUGGAUCAUCUCCAACGCAACCCGCGCGUGCGGCCCUACGAUUUUUGGCCCCUGGUCUCCGAUUCGACGGUCAUUGUGCAGCAUGUUUGCUCCGUCAUUAUAUUCGUGUGCUGUUUUGUCGGCAUCGUGCAGGGGCGCGUCAGCCCCGUUUCGGUCGUCUGCUGGGGCAGCGUCGGGUCGGCGUUUGGUUGGAUUCUCUGGGAUUCAUGGAUGGUACGCGAACAGGGGGAGGGGUUUCAGGGCGCAGAUGGGCCUUUGGAAGGAGAUGACGGGUCGAGUUCUAGCUCGACGACUAGCUCGGGGAAUCCGUCCGGGUGGGCGCACAGACAGAAGGACGGACAGGUGCAUGGGUUGGGGUUGACUAUGAAUGAAACGGCGGAUGGAGGGGACAGUACCCCGGAGCAGCAAUUCCAGCAGCCGCAGCAGACUGCUAGCCAAGCGACUGCGUUUGUCAAUCGGUUUGAAACUGGUAAAUCGUCGCUGCUGUCGGCGCGGAACCGCCAACGGCUGUCGACGGUGAAGUCGGCGUUUUUGAUCUACUGCGCCCUGUUGGGUCUCAGCCCGAUACUGAAAUCGUUGACCAAAUCUACGGCCAGUGACUCGAUCUGGACGCUGAGCUGCUGGCUGCUGAUGAUCAACAUCUUCUCGUUCGACUACGGCAGCGGAGAGGGCGCAGGGGCUACCAAUUUCCCAGCCUCGCUGUCUACGAAUGCGGCAGUGAUGGCGUCGACGGUGCUAGCCUCGCGCCUGCCGUCUACGACGCACGUAUUCAGUCUCAUGCUCUUCUCCAUGGAGGUGUUCGGAUUGUUCCCCAUCUUUCGCCGACAGCUUCGUCACAUCUCGUGGACGGGGCAUGUGUUCCUCACGCUCGUCCUGGUUAUUGUUGCGGGGGGUGCCGUGGGGAUCACGCUGCGCGGCGGAUGGAUGGCGGCUGUGGUAGGAUCGCUCCUGGGCAGCAUGCUGACGGCGUUAGCGAUGGGCGGGUGCAGCUGGUGGCUGAUCAGCCUACAGAAGUAUAAGAACGUGGUGAUCGGACCCUGGGAUCCAGCACGGCCGAUCAUUCGACGAUGGGACUGA